Molecule: messenger RNA, 5381 nt
Organism: Pundamilia nyererei
Lineage: Eukaryota; Metazoa; Chordata; Actinopteri; Cichliformes; Cichlidae
Product: potassium voltage-gated channel subfamily H member 7-like
Exons: 17
Coding region: 514-3951 (1145 amino acids)
Biological process (GO): regulation of membrane potential; potassium ion transmembrane transport
Cellular component (GO): plasma membrane
Molecular function (GO): inward rectifier potassium channel activity
Source: RefSeq, a predicted model, not a curated record
UUCGCAGUGUCGGUGCUACGCCUCUCAGCCAUUGGCCUCAGAGACCAUCCGUCUUCCCUUCACAACAAUAGACCCCUGCUCGCUCGCUCGCUCGCACGCACGCACACGCGCCUUCUGCUCACGCGCAGACACAAAAAGCGCGCAGUGCUUUCGAGGAGUGACGGUGAAAUGUUUAAACUGCGGUUUGCCGAUUCUUUCUUUCUUUCUAGCUUCACGUCGGCGAGGAGCGCAGGGAAGCCUCUGCGAUGCGCUCAACGGGGGACACGUCGGAGUUGAAAUAAGGGAAACAUUGGGGCUUGGGUAAGAAAACCGGAAAGCGGUUUGUUGGGGCUUUUUUUUUUUUUACGAGGAUGACUGACUGGUGACAAAGAAUACGGGGAGCCCCUCUGGCUUCGGUUGACAUCCGCUAUAUAACUUUACGGAAGACAUUUUUGUGGGGACCGGUGUGCUCUUACUUGGACAGACAAAGAUUUUUUUUCUUCCAUCAUUAUUAUUAUUUUUGGAAGGGGAACCAUGCCUGUCCGGAGGGGUCAUGUUGCGCCACAAAACACAUUUUUGGGAGUAAUUAUUCGGAAAUUCGAAGGACAAAAUAAGAAAUUCAUCAUAGCCAAUGCCCGGGUGCAGAACUGCGCUAUUAUCUACUGUAAUGAUGGUUUCUGCGAGAUGACGGGCUUUUCCAGGCCAGAUGUAAUGCAGAAGCCAUGCACUUGUGACUUCUUGCAUGGCCAGUUCACCAGUCGGCACGCUGUGGCCCAGGUGGCCCAGGCACUGCUGGGGUCCGAGGAGCGCAAAGUGGAGAUCACCUACCACCGCAAGGAUGGUUCAAACUUCCUCUGUGCCACCCAUAUCAUCCCUGUGAAGAACGAGGAGGGUGUGGUCAUGAUGUUCAUCCUGAACUUUGAUUACAUCCUGGAUGAAGGCAGCAGUGACUCGCUGGAGAGACUAAACCAUACCUCACCUUCUAAAGCUGAUCAAUGGAAAGGGAGAUUCUUUCGUUUCCGUCUCCCAGCCUUACCUCUCCUGGGAAUCAGCAAGCAGUCCCUGCCCCAGGAAGACCCUGAUGCGGUCAUGGUAGACUCUCCUCGCUACAGUGACGGCUCAGUAGCAACACGCGACUACCAACUUCCCACCACUCGAGAGAGCUGCAGUCCCUCUUAUGCCAAUGACACCCGUGCCCUCAUCGGCCCCAGCCACUGCUCAACCCCUGUGUCUGAGCCUUUGGACCACUCGUCGCCUAAAGGCCCCUGGGACCGGAUGUACCCGGACCAGGCCGUUGCCCAGACAAAAAACCAGAGCCAAGAGGACACGCUUAUUGCAGCUCCAUCAAUCCCAGGCCUUACUCCAACUGCCUCCAGAGAGAGUAUGUGCAGUAUUCGCAGGGCCUCUUCUGUACAUGACAUGGAAGGCUUUGGGUCCAACUCUAAGAUGGUGUUCAGGGACCGGCAUGCCAGUGAAGAUAAUGGUCGCAAUAUCAAAGUAUCUCGCUCCUGGAUGGCUGGGGGACCACUCAGCCAAAUCAAAUCAAGCCUGCUUGGCUCAACUUCCGACUCCAACCUCAACAAGUACUCCACCAUCAACAAGAUUCCCCUGAUCACACUCAACUUCUCAGAGGCAAACAAUGAUAAGAAGUGCCCCUCCCCUCCAUCCUCUGAGAAAACUAUCAUCGCCCCAAAAGUCAAAGAUCGCACUCACAAUGUCACAGACAAAGUCACACAGGUUCUUUCUCUGGGUGCCGAUGUGCUUCCUGAAUACAAACUCCAGACACCACGGAUGGAUAAGUGGACCAUUCUUCACUACAGUCCAUUCAAAGCAGUUUGGGACUGGCUGAUCCUGCUGCUGGUCAUCUACACGGCCAUUUUCACCCCCUACUCUGCUGCCUUCCUCCUCAAUGACAUUGAGGAGCAGAGGAGACGGGAGUGUGGUUAUUCCUGCUCGCCCCUCAAUGUGGUUGAUCUGAUAGUUGACAUUAUGUUUAUAGUGGACAUCCUUAUAAAUUUUAGGACGACUUACGUCAACACCAAUGAGGAGGUGGUCAGCCACCCAGCCAAGAUCGCCAUCCACUACUUUAAAGGCUGGUUCCUCAUAGACAUGGUGGCUGCCAUCCCUUUUGACUUGCUCAUCUUUGGCUCAGGAUCUGAUGAGACUACCACUCUGAUCGGUCUGCUAAAGACGGCCCGUCUCCUACGGCUUGUACGAGUGGCCCGUAAGCUGGACCGUUACUCAGAGUAUGGUGCUGCUGUCCUCAUGCUGCUCAUGUGCAUCUUUGCCCUCAUUGCACACUGGUUGGCCUGCAUCUGGUACGCAAUUGGAAAUGUGGAGAAGCCUUACCUGGAGCAUAAAAUUGGCUGGCUGGACAACCUGGGGGUGUCAAUAGGGAAAAAAUACAACUACAGUGACCCAAGCUCAGGUCCUUCCAUCAAAGAUAAGUAUGUCACAGCACUCUACUUCACCUUCAGCAGUCUGACCAGCGUGGGCUUUGGGAACGUUUCCCCCAACACCAACUCUGAGAAGAUCUUUUCCAUAUGUGUUAUGCUCAUUGGAUCUCUAAUGUACGCCAGCAUCUUUGGAAAUGUGUCCGCCAUCAUCCAGAGGUUGUAUUCAGGUACAGCCAGGUAUCACCUCCAGAUGCUGCGGGUCAAAGAAUUCAUCCGCUUCCACCAGAUCCCAAACCCACUGAGGCAGAGGCUGGAGGAGUACUUCCAACACGCUUGGACGUACACUAACGGCAUCGACAUGAAUAUGGAGGUCCUGAAGGGUUUUCCAGAGUGCCUACAGGCGGAUAUCUGCCUCCACCUCAACAAGAAUCUCCUCCAGGGCUGUAAAGCAUUUCGCGGAGCCACCAAGGGCUGCCUUCGGGCCUUGGCCAUGAGGUUUAAGACGACCCAUGCGCCCCCUGGAGACACGCUAGUCCACAGUGGAGAUGUACUUACAGCACUCUACUUUGUUUCCCGUGGCUCCAUUGAAAUCCUAAAGGAUGACGUUGUGGUGGCCAUCCUGGGCAAAAAUGACAUCUUCGGAGAAAUGAUACACCUGUACGCAAAGCCGGGGAAAUCCUGCGCAGACGUGCGGGCGCUAAGUUAUUGUGACCUGCAAACCAUUCAGAGGGAGGACAUUCUGGAGGUGCUGGACAUGUAUCCAGAAUUCGCGGACCACUUCUUCACUAACCUGGAGCUCACGUUUGACCUCCGUGAUGAAAAUGCAAAGGUGACCUACUCACAAGAAACUGAUUCUAACAUGGAUGACUCCAAGUGUCGAAAACGGGUCUCAUACAGAAGGAAAUCCUCCACAGGCUCCCACAACCAGGACAACAAGGAGACUGCGGUCACCUACUGCAACACAAAGCAGACGAGGCAGAUCUAUGCUUCCUCGGCAGCUGAGAAGAGGAGAGAGUCUGCUGAGGAGGGAGAGAAUGAUGAGGAUGAGGAGGAAGAAGAAGGCAGGGAGGAGGAAGAGGAGCAGAGGCCCUUGUGUUCUGGUGUGCUGGGCUACCCGGUGGUAAGGGACCACGCCCUGGGCCUUGGGUUGAACAGUGCUUCCAGUACACAGGCUGGAGACAACGCACAGAACCAGGAAUACAAAGAGCUCCACCCUGACGAGUGGGUGCGUCAGCAUCCCGGUGAGGCUGCGGAGGAGUCGGCUCACUGCCAGGAAACACCAGCCAGGGAGGAUGACAGUGACACAGAGCUCACCUAUGGAGAGGUGGAGCAACGUCUAGACUUGCUGCAGCAGCACCUCAACAGACUUGAGUCCCAGAUGACUGCAGACAUCCAGGCUAUCCUGCAGCUCCUUCAGAGGCAAACAGCAGCCGGUCCUCCAGCUUAUAGCACCGUCACCUCCAGCCCAGAGUACCAGAGGCCAGCCGUCAGGAUCCAGCUGGUGUCUGCCAUCGAUGUGAGCCCUGCUCCAUCCCAGCCGCAGGUACAGCAGAAGCUUAAUGAGUGGAAACGCUGAUUUUCCCUAACACUGCCACGGUUUUCAGCUGGUUGUCACACUGUUUUACAAUAGCUUUGGCUCCGUUUUUGUGGUAAAUUUCAAAUCUGUAUAAUCUUAAGAUUCUUGUUGAUGAAUUCCAAUCAUAGUUUUUGUGUUGUUUGGGGUUUUUUUGUAAUUAUUAUAUAAUUAAAUAACAGUUACCAAAAGUCAAACCAAAUAGCAACUACCUUACCAAAAAGAGCUUAAAGGGGUCAUUUCCUCUACAUUUACUUAAUGUUUACUUAAAGCAAAGAUUACACAGUACAUAACCUGCUGUUCAUGUUACGGUCCCUCCAUCACAGGUCAGCAAGGAAAACAUCAGGAGUUAUUUUGGAGCAUAGUAGAGCAAACUGGUUAGCUGUGAUGGAGCUCUGCGUUACACAAAUCAGAGAACACCAGUGGAUUUUGCCCGUCAUCACUCAGCGUGCUGCUGUUGUAAAGUUGGAGCAGCUUGCCCUUCAAAAUAAUAUUAAAUAUUGAUCUUUUAUUCCAUUAAAUCCAGUUUGAUUUAUUUGUGGCAGCAGUUCACAGUUCACGGUCCUUUUACAUUUGAAGGUAAAUAGCCUGAAAUUAUAUAAGAUUUAUUAAUAAUACUAUCCUUAUGAACCAGCAAUCUCCUGUGACGAGCAUCAGAAGCGUUUGUUUUCAAAAGGCCACAUUGACUUUUUUGCACUAUUGCACUUUCUUGUUUAAAUCGAGCAGGAUGGACUCAUUUCAGUCAUUCGCCAUGAUAUCUACUAACUGUUUUUUGUUUUUGUUUUGUUUUGUUUUGUUUUUAGUUUUUAGUUUUAGGACAUCAGGAGCCUGAUUAGGAAGCUCCAUGUGCCAGUUCUGAACCUCAAGCCAUAUUUUGCCCUUGUGUGUCCUAUGAGCAAAGCACUGGUGAUGGUGGGGAGGAAGAAUUCCUUUUUUUUUUCUUUUUUUUUAAAAACAGGAUAAACCUCCCAGGAGGACCAGGUUCAGGAGAGGGCAGCCAUCAGGUGACGUAAAAAACAAGAGAGAAAACAGGAGCAGAAAGACAACAAACAGAACGAAUCACAGAGAGUAGAAAAAGUUAAUGGCAUGUAGUAGUGGCAUAUAAAUAAAGAGGCUACUGGACAGCAAAUAAAAUUUUUCAUCUCCUGUUAUUAUAGGUUUUGUAUUAUAGGUGGAUAUUUAUGAAAGCAGUGUUGAAAUAGUGCAGGAGAGCACCUAUAUGGAAGGACAAAAUUCACAGUAAAAUUUAAAUUUAAUUUAAUUUUUAUUAUUUAUUAAAACUAAUAAGAAAGUAAGUGAGAUAAAGCCUUGGAAAGAACUACCAAAAACCACUCCUACGUUGACCGGCUGUCAGGGGUUUAUAUCAUGUGAUAGAAAGUCGCUUGCUGUGUGUAGUCUUUCUUUAAUUUCUGUGGAUUUCCACUGUACUGUUC